AUGUCUGUCUCGUGUGAUGCGGCGACUCGAGGAUAUCCCGAGACAUUCACUGAGGAGUUUGUCCGUUAUUGUCACUCUCAUCAUCUUCCCCCGCAGCUCUUUUACGAGCUUGGCGAGGUGCUAGCAACGAUCCCGAGGUAUAUCCGUUUACGGCCACAAUAUGUGAAGGACCUUGUGAUUCCUGCAGAGGAUAAUAUUCUCGCUUUUGAGAAUGCAACAAGUCAGGAGAGGUACCGAAUCAGGGCUGGGAUUGCGGCUUCAUUUGGUAUCUCAUCUGCCAGUGUAGAGGAGGUGGAGUGGCUCCCACACCCGUAUUGCUACGCCAUUCCCCGAGGCGUGGCGAUGUGCCGCGCGGCCAUGUACGAAAGUGGCAUUGUCUCCGCAAUGGAUGCAGCUUCCGUGGCGGCGGUGGUGGCGCUGCGUCCGUCUUACGGGGAUCUAGUGUGGGAUGUCUGCUGCUCUCCCGGGAUGAAGCUGAGCUUCAUCGCGGACGCCAUUGGCGAAACAGGCGUGGCAGUUGGGACGGACAUUAGCUUGGCUCGCUUGUUUACUGCACGGUCAGUGCUCAAAAAGCAUCAGACAAAUAAUGUUUGCCUGUUUGCCGCCGAUGGAACUUUGUUCUCUCUGCAGGGGGCUGCUGCAGUUCUUGAUGAGAAGCCAUCUUCUCAGACGCGCGGAAGGAACGGCUUAACGUUGUGGGAAGAACGGCAACUGCGGCGCUUUCAAAAGCGACGAGUUGAUGCCAGUGUAGGCGACGCGACGGCGUCCAGUGGUGUGAAGGAAGUAAAAGAAAUAAGGGUGGCCUUCUCCACAGAUCCGGCUAGGGAGAUGCUCUGCCGUGUUAAGAACAGGAUGAACGAGCAUCAGGGAUUUGAUCGAGUUCUUGUUGACGUAGAGUGCUCGCAUGAUGGAUCCUUAGCACAUAUUUUUCUCAAUGACGCCACAAGGAGACCUUUUGCCACAGCUAAAGAUACGCUGGCACCGGCUUCUGCAGGGAUUGAUAACGCACACCGCAUGUGGCGGUUAAACUUGGCUCUUCAGAUGGAUGAAACAGAUGCGAAGUUUCGAGAAGAGCUCUCAACACUUCUUCAGCUUCAACUGGGCUUACUUCAAAAUGGUUAUGCGCAGCUAAAACCGGGUGGAACGCUUGUGUACUGCACCUGCUCGUUUACGUAUCAGCAAAAUGAAUUUAUUGUACGGGAAACAGUUUCUCGUGUAAACGCAAGCAAUGAGGUGAAGCAACAGUACAAGGGUGAGGCUGUGAUAUGCCACCCCUUUGCGUACACGCACGAAACCGUAAGUCCAGAGGUGAUAUCGCCCAUCGUGCGCCUAACGGACGCGCAGGCAACAUCGCUGCAGCAACGAUUAAAAAUGGAUACGGAUCCGUAUGGAAUUCUUCGUGCGGGAGGGGAGGAAAUUAACAAUGCAGGAGGGCAUAGCUUCACGGGUGUACGCUUCUGGCCACACACCUUCGCUACCAGUUUCCAGUUCGUUUCCAAGAUAUGGAAACGGCCACUGUCCUCCUUGAGCGUUGAGUAA
This is a messenger RNA of Trypanosoma rangeli, 1539 nucleotides long. RefSeq lists its product as uncharacterized. The transcript has a single exon. The coding region runs from base 1 to 1539 and encodes 512 amino acids. Gene Ontology annotation, molecular function: methyltransferase activity. NCBI's taxonomy places the organism in Eukaryota, Euglenozoa, Kinetoplastea, Trypanosomatida, Trypanosomatidae. The record is from RefSeq and is a predicted model, not a curated record. Gene Ontology annotation, biological process: RNA methylation.